GCUGUAGAUUUUAACGGGGUUGACUGAAAAGGUUCAAGUACACGUUAACAAGCACAGUUUGAUGACUUUUGGUGUGAUUGACAGCCACAAUGCCCGCAUGACUCCAUCGUAGUACAGGCCAAUGGAAAGGCGUGGGAGGGACAUUUAACCACAUAGCUUGUGAAGACGUCAACAAUGAGUAUCAACAAAGGAUGAAAUUAGCCAGCCUUAGGCAGGAAAAUGCGUGACUGUUCUGAUAGGGAGGCGGAUAUGCCAGGCAGACGGCAGGUAAUGACGCGACCAAAUCACAGCGAGCACGUCCUGCAGCAGCUCAAUAACCAGAGGGAGUGGGGCUUCCUCUGCGACUGCUCCGUUGCAGUGGGGGACGUGGACUUUCGGGCCCACAAGGCCGUCCUGGCAGCCUGCAGCUCCUACUUCCGGAUGAUGUUCAUCAAGGACCAGCGGGCACGCCUGGACCUCAGCAACAUGCCGGUCAGCGCCGAGUGCUUCGACCUGAUCCUGCAGCUGAUGUACCUGGGUCGGACCCUGACUGAGCCUGGCGACUUCGAGGAGCUGAAGGUGGCCAUGGCUUACCUGCAGAUGUACUACAUCCCCGACUCCCCGGAGGACCUUAAGGGGAGCCAGAGCGCUAAUGCUAACCUCCCUCCGCCCCCCUCCUCCUCCUCUUCCACCUCCUGCUCGUCUUCCUCCAGCUCUUCCCCGUCCUUGGGCCCGGCGGAAGCCAAGAUGAUGUUCGGUGUGCGCCUGUACGAGCAGCCGAGGCGGGGCAGCGCGGAGGGCGAGCGCCUGGUCCAACGCACGUUGGCCCCCACGCCCGUCCUGCUGGGCCCCGCGCCCGUCUCGCAGGGCGUCGCCAGGCCGCCCGCGGAGGAGGCCAUGGCCACACCCCUCGCGCCGAGGCCCGCGCCUGCGCCCGUGCCCGUGCCUGUGCCCGCACCGGCGGACGGGGCGACGGAUCGACCCUGCGACCUGCGGAAGAGGCCCCCUGGGCGCCGGGCGCCCGCCAGGGAGCGGCCCCGCUUCGGGCGCACCUUCACCUGCGACGACUGCGGCUUCGUCUUCAGCUGCGAGAAGCUGCUGGUGGAGCACGGCCUCACCUGCACCAACCGCAAGGCCUUCCAGAGCCCGGAGGCCCGAGCCCGGGCCCACGGCGCCCCCGCCUGGGCGGAGGGCUCGGCCUUCGAGGGCCCGGAGGGGGACGACUGGCGCGAGCGCGGCCCCGACCCCCUCGCGGAGACGCCCAUAAGGUCGGUGGGGACGGGCACCGACAGCGGGCCCGCCAGGAACGGCGGAGUCGCCGUUAAGGUGGAGCUGGAGGAGAUCUCCACCAUGGACGGCGUCACGGCGGUCCGGGUGGGAGAGGUCGGGGAGGACGGCGGCCCGUCGAGCCCGCGGUACAUGGACGAGAAGCACCGGUGCCCGUUCGGCCGAGGGGACGAGGAGCCGGGCGCGGAGGACGGCGGCCCUUUCGAGGGCCCGGCGCCGGUUAAGAGGGAGGAGCCGGGCUCGGAGUGCGAGCCCUGCGAGCUCUGCGGCGCGCCCCUGGAGGAGGAGGACCGCUCGGCCCACUACAUCUCCAGCCACCUGCCCCACAUCUGCGCCUGCGGCCGCUGCGGCCGGGUCUUCGUCCGGGGCCGCCAGCUGCAGGAGCACGCUGAGCGCUGCGGGGAGACGGGGGACGCCGCCGUCGCUGCCGCCGCGGGGUCGCCGGCGGAGGCCGACGGGCGGGGCUGGCCGUGGGGCUCGCGGGAGGAGGUGGAGGAGGAGGAGGAGGAGGAGGAGGGCCUGCCGGACCGCGGCGGAGCCAGCAGCGUCCGCUGCCCGCACUGCGGCCUGCCGCAGGAGAGCGAGGAGGCGGCGGUCGAACACGCCGCCCGCUGCCCGGAGCAGGGGGCGGCGGCGGCGAGGCGGGCCGCCCGGGCCUUCCGGCACAGGCCCGGCGCCGGCUCUCACAGGAAGGGGCUGUACCAGCGCGGCGGCCCGCCGGAACCCCGCUACAGCCGGCGGCUCCUGCGGGACAGGCAGCUGCGUCCGCGCGGGCGAGACGCGUCCCGCUACUGCUCGCCCGCCGCCUCCGCCCCGGGGACGCCUCCUUCCGGCGUGACCACCUGCGCCACGUGACCUCCCCACCUGCCCGCCCGCCCUCCCUCCACCCGGCAGCACCGCCUACCUGCUGUGAUGUCACAGCCUCCCCCCAGCACUGUGACCAAUCCCACCAAUCCCACAGACAAGCACCUGUAAGCCUAUGAUCCACAUUAGACACGGAGACUUGCUCCAAUUCCUGACUAAAUCAUUCCUUAGUGUUUGUGCACCCACACGUGUUAGUUUCACAUUUUCCGGAAGCCAUUAAAAUGUGUAAAUGGUUGUAUUCACAGUAAACACCAAAAAUUGCUUGUACAAAGUACAAUUAUGAAUUGUAUGUAUAAUCAAGUAAAAUGUGUUACUUUCUUUUGGGACACUAGCGGCCUGAACAUUCUGUACACAUUAUAAUGUAACCGCAGUUAUUUGUAUACAUUCCUGAUGGCGCAGGGCAAGUCUUGUACUGUUACACAGGAGGCAAGAAGCCAACUGGGGUUGUCUACUGCUAAAAGACUAGCAGUUACUCGUGAUGGCAAUUACUGUUGUGUUCAUGAGUCCUCAUAUUUUUGUUUUAGAGAUGUUUCAUUGUCAGAACGUGACAGGAUUUGGUCUAUUAAUACACUUUUUCUUUCCCAGUCACACAGUUACCUGGAUGGAUAUGGAUCUUCACCUUUUCCUAGCAUCAGAAAAUGUACAUCGUGGCUUGUGGAACACAGAAAAGAACAGAUGCCGUAGUGUCAGGCACUAUUCUGUAGCACACAGAAUCUUUUGCGUGAGACGUUGUUUUUCUGUUAGCGUACAUGUGUUUGGCAGACGAGUCAGUUCCAGUGGGUUUAUAAGAGCGACAACUACAGAGGGCAGUUGACAGUAACAGUGCAAACAAGCAGUUCUAGAAUAAAGUGUACUUUCAGCAUAAUUGAAUAUACUGACAACAGACCCUGUAUUAAGUGCUAAAAUGCCUAAGGGAAUUGGAUUGAGGGAGGCAAGAUACAGUCUGAAAUAUGGUGUCUACAAAUCUGCUAUCCAGAUGGCUGUUGUCCUGGCCAAAAUGUUAAUGGGGUUAGUUUUCCCUUUGAAUUUAUUCCCACACACAAUCCAAGUUCUCUUUUUCUGGCAGAAGAAAUGGUUUUCAUUUGAUUCCACAUCACAAUGGGAUCACGCUUGAUUCUUCAUUUUAGCGAGGACGAUGUCCGUGUGCUCUGAUCUGAUUACACCUGGCAAAUGAUAAGCUGUAAAUUUAGCCCGGUUAGAGAUGUGUACAUUCUCCUAUCUGGAAAUCGGUUAAAGUCAACGCUGCACCCCCCGACCUAACGAAGAACACUACUAUUUAUGUGAAUUUGGCUAGCAAUGCACCAAAACGAAGCACAGCCAAAAUAAUUCUGUUUUCAACAGAAUGUCUUUCAGCUACCCAUUGAAAUAGUAUGCGUCAAGAUAUGCACAUUGUUGUCCUUUGCUCAGCUUUGUUCAGUCUUGUACUGUCUGCAAUACCGAUUUUGAGCGAGUUCGGCCUUCGAUUCAGCUCGAACCAAAGAGCCAAGAAAUGGUGACAUCACUCACGAAGAGCAAUGUUUCGCCACUAGAGGCAAUAGAGAGCAAAAUGUGUAGCAGACCACUUACAGCCCUACAAUGCCUCUUUGCUUGUUUUGUUGUUUCAGCCCCUCUGCAAAGUGCCAGGUCGAGCGCUCUGCCGCAGAUGUGUUCUAGGGACAGCGUGUUUGUUUACAUUAAGACCAUGCAAUGUUGGCCCCAUAUGUCAAAGAAUAUAAAGAUUGACUGCAACUGGAACCAAACUAGUGAAUGCUAAGUUUUUCUGUUAAAUCUUUCAUUGUGUUUUUUUUGUUCUCUCCCAUUCCUCCUACAUUUUGUGAUUGUUUUUACCAAUGUUAUAACUGGUGAUGUGAUUAUGCUUUUUUGUUAUUGUAGUUGCAGUUAUUGGAUCCAUGCUCUUCUUAAUAUUUUUUUUUUAGUGAUGUAGGUGUAUAAAAUAAUUUUUCCACCUAUAAGGUCGACAGUUUUUGAAUAGUGGAGUUUUGUUUUCUUUUUAUCAUAUGGAAUAAAUAUUCUAGUAUGAAAAAUGAAA
Molecule: messenger RNA, 4159 nt
Organism: Anguilla rostrata (American eel)
Lineage: Eukaryota; Metazoa; Chordata; Actinopteri; Anguilliformes; Anguillidae
Product: zinc finger and BTB domain-containing protein 1-like
Exons: 2
Coding region: 220-2121 (633 amino acids)
Biological process (GO): regulation of transcription by RNA polymerase II
Molecular function (GO): RNA polymerase II cis-regulatory region sequence-specific DNA binding; DNA-binding transcription factor activity, RNA polymerase II-specific; protein binding
Source: RefSeq, a predicted model, not a curated record